GCGCCAGCGAGGACAUGGCAGGGAUCGCGCGUCCCCUUUAAAGGUUCCGGAGCCGGGCUGGAAAGGGAGGAAACCCGGGGCGGCAGGGACUGAGGGGGAAACCCACAAGCUGCCGAGCCUAGAGGAGGCAGCGUGAGAGCAGAAACUUCAGACGCUGCAGCCCCCGGCGGAGCUCGGGCGAGCCUCAGCAGCAGCAUCCUCCCGCUUGCUUUUCCCCACCAACUCGCAGCCGCCUGGAGCUGCCUCUCCGAAGCUUCCAGGAGCACCGGGGUGAGAGCAGCCACCCCGGGAAGUUUGGACUGCAGCUUGGUUUGGAGGUGCGUUCCGCGCGCCCCAGUGGAAGCAGGACCCGGGGCGAUGCUGAGUGCUGCGCCGGGCUGGGGGCGCCCGGAAGGCGCGCGUGCAUCCGCGGUCCUGUUGCGGUCCCCGGUGCUCUCCGCAUCCCGCGAGUGAUGGGCACAAGGGCCCGCCCAGGCAGCCGCUAUCGCCGUACCGCCCCUUCGCUCCCUCCUGGCGCACGGAGUCACCCAGGCGCACCCCGUGAACCUCGAGACUGUCCUCUCCAGCUGCCGCCGCUACCUUGACUGCAAUCACCGCCAGAGGGGGUGGCUGGCUACGGGACUGGCUCUCUCCUGUAGACGGAGGAGCACUUUUUUGGGGGCCCUUCUUCUUCUUGUGUUCUCACACCCCAACUUUGCAAUCGCCGCGUAGCGGCGCCCGGGCACACGUAGUGGAGGCGCACGCCGGGAGGCUCAGCAGGACUGUGGAGGCAGGAAACCGCACAACUGCGCCUCCGUUUCGGCUCUUUGUUGUUCGCCUUGGAUGAUCCUUGAAAGUGGCUGAGCCUCCUCGGAAACCCAGGGGCCAGGGAAGCCAAACCUUGGAAUUUUCCUUUGCAAAGGGCUCUGAGGGAUUGACAAGCCUCCGGAGAGGUCGACGGAAAAACUGCCCUGCAAACUCUUGGCGGAUUGACUCACGUUGCUUAUAUUAAGCCUUUGUGUGUAGGGUGUAUGGUGUGUGGCUUCCAUAAAUUUGGAGAUCCCCGCUUCUGCUCCCUUCUCUUGGCAUGAGACUGUAUGCAGGACCCACCCGAGGACAAUGAUCGCGGAGCCUGCUCACUUUUACCUCUUUGGAUUAAUAUGUCUCUGUUCAGGCUCCCGUCUUCGUCAGGAAGAUUUUCCACCUCGCAUUGUUGAGCACCCUUCGGAUCUCAUUGUCUCAAAAGGAGAACCUGCCACUUUGAACUGUAAAGCUGAAGGUCGCCCCACACCAACUAUCGAAUGGUACAAAGGCGGGGAAAGAGUGGAGACAGACAAGGAUGACCCUCGCUCACACCGGAUGUUGCUGCCAAGUGGAUCUUUAUUUUUCUUACGUAUAGUACAUGGACGGAAGAGUCGGCCCGACGAAGGGGUCUACAUCUGUGUAGCGAGGAAUUACCUUGGAGAGGCUGUGAGCCACAACGCAUCGCUGGAGGUAGCUAUACUACGGGAUGACUUCAGACAAAACCCUUCAGAUGUCAUGGUGGCUGUAGGUGAGCCUGCAGUAAUGGAAUGCCAGCCUCCUCGGGGCCAUCCAGAGCCCACCAUCUCCUGGAAAAAGGAUGGCUCACCCCUGGAUGAUAAAGAUGAAAGAAUCACUAUACGAGGAGGAAAGCUCAUGAUCACGUAUACCCGUAAGAGCGAUGCUGGCAAGUACGUUUGUGUUGGCACCAACAUGGUGGGCGAACGCGAGAGUGAGGUUGCAGAGCUCACUGUUUUAGAGAGACCAUCAUUUGUGAAGAGACCCAGUAAUUUGGCAGUAACUGUGGAUGACAGUGCAGAAUUUAAAUGUGAGGCCCGAGGAGACCCCGUGCCUACGGUUCGAUGGAGGAAAGAUGAUGGAGAGCUGCCUAAAUCCAGAUAUGAAAUCCGAGAUGAUCAUACUUUGAAAAUUCGGAAGGUGAUGGCUGGUGAUAUGGGAUCAUACACUUGUGUGGCAGAAAAUAUGGUUGGGAAAGCUGAAGCAUCAGCCACUCUGACAGUUCAAGAGCCUCCCCAUUUUGUUGUGAAGCCUCGUGACCAGGUUGUUGCCUUGGGACGAACUGUGACUUUCCAGUGUGAAGCCACUGGCAACCCUCAACCGGCUAUCUUUUGGAGGCGAGAGGGGAGUCAGAAUCUGCUUUUCUCGUACCAGCCACCACAGUCAACCAGCCGGUUUUCAGUGUCCCAGACUGGGGACCUCACUAUUACUAAUGUGCAGCGGUCUGAUGUUGGUUACUAUAUCUGUCAGACUUUAAAUGUUGCUGGAAGUAUCAUCACAAAGGCAUAUUUGGAAGUGACUGAUGUGAUUGCAGACCGGCCUCCCCCAGUCAUUCGACAAGGUCCCGUGAAUCAGACGGUAGCAGUGGAUGGCACUUUAGUCCUCAGCUGUGUGGCGACAGGCAGCCCAGUGCCCACAAUUCUAUGGAGGAAGGAUGGAGUCCUUGUUUCAACCCAAGAUUCUCGGAUCAAACAGCUGGAGACUGGCAUGCUGCAGAUCCGCUACGCUAAGCUGGGUGACACUGGCCGAUACACCUGCACUGCAUCAACCCCCAGUGGUGAGGCCACGUGGAGUGCUUACAUCGAAGUACAGGAGUUUGGAGUUCCAGUUCAACCUCCAAGACCCACCGACCCCAAUUUAAUCCCCAGCGCCCCCUCAAAGCCUGAAGUCACAGAUGUCAGCAAAAACACAGUAACUUUAUCGUGGCAGCCAAACUUGAACUCAGGAGCAACCCCAACGUCUUAUAUUAUAGAAGCCUUCAGCCAUGCAUCAGGUAGCAGCUGGCAGACUGUGGCAGAAAAUGUGAAAACAGAAACAUUUGCCAUCAAAGGACUCAAACCUAAUGCAAUAUACCUUUUCCUGGUGAGGGCAGCUAAUGCAUAUGGGAUUAGUGAUCCAAGCCAAAUAUCAGAUCCAGUGAAAACACAAGAUGUCCCACCAACCAGUCAAGGGGUGGACCACAAGCAGGUCCAGAGAGAGCUGGGGAAUGUCGUCUUGCACCUCCACAACCCCACCAUCCUUUCUUCUUCAUCAGUGGAAGUACACUGGACAGUGGACCAGCAAUCUCAAUAUAUUCAAGGAUAUAAAAUUCUCUAUCGGCCAUCUGGAUCCAGCCAUGGUGAAUCUGAGUGGUUAGUUUUUGAAGUGAGGACCCCAACCAAAAAUAGUGUGGUGAUCCCUGAUCUCAGAAAAGGCGUCAACUAUGAGAUUAAGGCUCGCCCAUUUUUUAAUGAGUUUCAAGGAGCAGACAGUGAAAUCAAAUUUGCCAAAACCUUAGAAGAAGCACCAAGUGCCCCUCCCCGAAGUGUGACUGUGUCGAAGAAUGAUGGAAACGGUACGGCAAUCCUUGUCUCCUGGCAGCCACCUCCUGAGGAUACUCAGAAUGGAAUGGUUCAAGAAUAUAAGGUUUGGUGUCUAGGUAACGAAACUAGGUAUCACAUCAACAAGACAGUUGACGGCUCUACCUUUUCGGUGGUCAUCCCCUCGCUGGUUCCUGGGGUCCGCUACAGUGUGGAGGUGGCAGCAAGCACAGGGGCUGGUCCUGGGGUCAAGAGUGAGCCUCAGUUCAUCCAGUUGGAUUCUCAUGGAAACCCCGUGUCUCCCGAGGACCAAGUGAGCCUCGCUCAGCAGAUCUCGGACGUGGUGAAGCAGCCAGCAUUCAUCGCGGGCAUCGGGGCAGCCUGUUGGAUUAUCCUCAUGGUCUUCAGCAUCUGGCUUUACCGGCACCGCAAGAAGAGGAACGGGCUCACCAGCACGUACGCGGGCAUCCGGAAAGUCCCGUCCUUUACCUUCACACCAACAGUAACUUAUCAAAGAGGAGGCGAAGCCGUCAGCAGUGGAGGGAGGCCGGGACUUCUCAACAUCAGUGAGCCUGCCACACAGCCUUGGCUGGCAGACACGUGGCCCAACACUGGCAACCAUCACAAUGACUGCUCCAUCAACUGCUGCACAGCGAGCAAUGGGAACAGCGACAGUAACCUGACAACCUACAGUCGCCCAGCUGAUUGUAUAGCAAAUUAUAACAGCCAACUGGAUAACAAACAAACAAAUCUGAUGCUCCCUGAGUCAACUGUUUAUGGUGAUGUGGACCUUAGUAACAAAAUCAAUGAGAUGAAAACCUUCAAUAGCCCAAAUCUGAAGGACGGGCGUUUUGUCAAUCCAUCAGGGCAGCCCACCCCCUAUGCCACUACGCAGCUCAUCCAGGCCAACCUCAGCAACAAUAUGAACAACGGCAGCGGCGGCGGUGGGGACUCCAGCGAGAAACACUGGAAGCCUCCAGGUCAGCAGAAACAGGAAGUGGCACCCAUUCAGUAUAACAUCAUGGAGCAAAACAAGCUGAACAAAGAUUAUCGGGCAAAUGAUACAAUCCCCCCAACCAUUCCGUACAACCAGUCCUAUGACCAGAACACAGGAGGUUCUUACAACAGCUCAGAUCGGGGCAGUAGUACGUCUGGGAGUCAGGGGCACAAGAAAGGGGCACGGACACCGAAGGCCCCCAAGCAGGGCGGAAUGAACUGGGCAGACUUGCUUCCCCCUCCCCCAGCGCAUCCUCCCCCACAUAGCAACAGCGAAGAGUACAGCCUGUCCGUAGAUGAGAGCUAUGACCAAGAAAUGCCGUGUCCUGUGCCGCCCGCAAGGAUGUAUCUACAGCAGGAUGAGUUAGAAGAGGAGGAAGAUGAAAGAGGCCCCACCCCCCCUGUUCGGGGGGCAGCUUCUUCUCCAGCUGCUGUGUCCUACAGCCAUCAGUCCACAGCCACGCUCACCCCUUCGCCCCAGGAAGAACUCCAGCCCAUGUUACAGGAUUGUCCAGAGGACCUUGGCCACAUGGCCCACCAACCAGACAGGAGGCGGCAGCCGGUGAGUCCUCCCCCACCACCACGGCCAAUCUCCCCGCCUCAUACUUACGGCUACAUUUCAGGACCGCUCGUCUCAGACAUGGAUACAGAUGCUCCAGAAGAGGAGGAAGACGAGGCCGACAUGGAAGUGGCCAAAAUGCAAGCCAGAAGGCUCUUGUUACGUGGGCUUGAGCAGACCCCAGCCUCCAGUGUGGGGGACCUUGAGAGCUCUGUCACGGGGUCCAUGAUCAACGGCUGGGGCUCGGCCUCCGAAGAGGACAACAUUUCCAGUGGGCGCUCCAGUGUUAGUUCCUCUGACGGCUCCUUUUUCACUGACGCUGAUUUUGCCCAGGCCGUGGCUGCAGCUGCGGAGUAUGCCGGGCUGAAAGUUGCUCGACGCCAAAUGCAGGAUGCGGCCGGCCGCCGCCAUUUCCAUGCCUCUCAGUGCCCUCGGCCCACGAGCCCUGUGUCUACAGACAGUAACAUGAGUACUGCUGUAAUCCAGAAAACCAGACCCGCCAAGAAACAGAAACACCAGCCAGGACAUCUGCGCAGAGAAGCCUACGCAGACGAUCUUCCACCCCCUCCGGUACCACCACCUGCUAUAAAAUCGCCCACUGUCCAGUCCAAGGCACAGCUGGAGGUACGGCCUGUAAUGGUGCCCAAACUCGCCUCUAUAGAAGCAAGAACAGACAGAUCGUCGGACAGAAAAGGAGGCAGUUACAAGGGGAGAGAAGCAUUGGAUGGACGACAAGUCCCUGACCUGCGAACAAACCCAGGUGACCCCAGAGAAGCACAGGAACAGCAAAAUGAUGGGAAAGGACGGGGGAACAAGGCGGCAAAGAGAGACCUUCCUCCAGCCAAGACGCACCUGGUCCAAGAGGAUAUUCCACCGUACUGUAGACCUACUUUCCCUACGUCAAACAACCCCCGAGAUCCUAGUUCCUCAAGCUCAAUGUCAUCACGAGGAUCAGGAAGUCGACAAAGAGAGCAAGCGAAUGUAGGUCGAAGAAACAUGGCAGAAAUGCAAGUUCUUGGGGGAUAUGAAAGAGGAGAUGAUAAUAAUGAAGAAUUAGAGGAAACUGAAAGCUGAAGACAACCAGAGAGGCUUAUGAUAUUAAUGUGAAAUCAUCACUCCAGAUGCCUCACGUCGGAUGACACACAAUGCCAGAUGAAGUGUUCCGUGCAAUCAGAAUGUACAAAUUGUCAUUUUUAUUCCUCCUAUUGGGAUACCGUUUUUUAAAAAAUGUCUUGGGUUUUUAUUGUUGCUGAUUGAUUGUCUAAGCCUUGAUGAACCUCCCUCUCCCCCCUCACUGUUGCGACCGUUACACUUGACUUCCAGCAAGAGAAGUGUCUUGACUGCUUGCUUCAGCCAUCAGCCAGCAAGAAAGAUCAGAGCAGUUCUUUUGCAUUUUGCCCCUGAGAUAUGGCAUUGCACUGCUUAUGUAUCAAGCUAAUUUAUAGCAAAAUAUUGAUCAAACAUAUCAAGGUGAUGAUCCUCAUGCCAAGGGCUCUCAAAAUAUAAUAUAUGACCAACUGCUAAUGCCAAUUAAAGCAUACUUCAUUUUACAUGAUUUUAAGGUCAGUCUUUCAUAUCACCCUUUGCUGGGAGAAACUAAAAACUUAUCAAAUACAGAACUACAGAUAAUUUGAAUGGGGUAGACGCAUUGUAAAUAUAUACUCUUUGCAACUCCUGGUGGUACUUUACUUUGUCUUCAUUUCAAUCAGUGAAAUCUAUUCUUCUUGGAAAUGUACUUUUGGAUAAGUAGGGCUAAGCCAGUUGGACCUCUGGUUAUCUAGUCAUUGUCAGAAGUAAGCCUAGCAAAAAUCUUGUUCUAUUUUUCAAUCAAAAAGCAACUACAAAUGCACAUUGCAAGCAAGUGGAUGUUUUUAAUGACCAAUUGAGUAAGGACAUCCCUAUCUUAACUGGCCUAAAUUUCUUCUGGUAGUGUCAGUUCAACUUUCAGAAGUGCCACUUAAGGAAGUUUGUUUGAUUUUUUGUUGUUGUUGUUGUUUUUGUAAUGCACUGUUUUUAAUCUUUUUUUUUUUUUUUUUGGUUUUAAAAGCACAAUCACUAAACUUUAUUUGUAAACCAUUGUAACUAUUAACCUUUUUUGUCUCAUUGAAGAAACUGUUGAGAAGUGUUUUUAACCUGUUUUGUUAAUGCUCUGUGUUUGUAUUUGCAAUAUUUGAAUGAUAACAGCUGGUGAGGUCAUGUGCAGACUUUAUUGUGGGCUGUGAACCAAAUGGUUCCAAUUUUUCCUGGACUUUAAGAAAGAAAAAAAAAAAAAGAAGUGUUAAGUUUGUUGUGGCCAAUGUUGAAUCUUAUAAGAUUUCCUUAGAAGCUCAUCAGAGGCAUUCCUACUUAGAAUUGCCAAGUGAUGCUCUCUGACUGUAGAGUUUUAUGAUUUUUUUGACAUUAUAUGGAUUUCAUUGACUUUAUAAUUGGUGCUAUUUGAAGAAAACAAAAUGAACCUUUAGUCAUACGUAGGUAUCAGGCCUGACCCCACAAAACCAAACAAAACUAAACCACAAAAAAAAGGCUGGUAUUCACCAAAAACUAAGUGUGUUCAUUUAGGUAAUUUGAAAAAGUCCCAUAGAAAGGGUGUGCAGUACUAAGGGAACAAUCCAUGUGAUUAAUGUUUUCAUUAUGUUCAUGUAAGAAACCUCUUAUUUUUAGCCAUAAUUUUGCAUACUGAAAAUUCAAUAAUCAGAAAAGUAAUUUUGUCACAUUAUUUAUUAAAAAUGUUCUCAAAUACAUCAUUCUUUCUUGCGUUGAUUUUUUCCAUUGUGUGAUUAUCAGAUUUAUUCCAUUAAAUCACAAAGUUGUUUUGUCUUAACAUUUCACCACUAUAUUAUCAAAAGAAUAAAAGUUCUCAAUUUGUUUUAUGAGCAUGCAGGUUCUGCUUGUAAGCAAAUCUCAUUUCAAAUAUGUGGGCUAAAUGGAAGAUGAAUCUUAAGUUGAAGUUAGCUGUGUUACUCAGAGACUAACUCUGGGAGACAUGUGGUUUUUGUUUAGAUAUGUAUGUCUGAAUUUCAGUUAGCCUAUUCCUAAAAUAAUCAGGACUCAACUACAAUUAACCUCAUUUGUAAAGUUUUAACCACCUAUGUUCUGUCAGUAAGAGAAAGUUUAUAAAUUCCAUUGCUUGUCAGUAAACACCUGCUUUCUAGUUUCAGAUCCAUGUUAAAAAUUUGGGUACCAGUUAUAUACCAGGUUCUACAUUAUGAUGAAUUAAAUCGCCAUAUUACAGAAUUUCACUUGAAUGGAUGAGAUGGGUACCAUGUCUUGGAAAUGUCAAGAUCGGCAGAAUAUACUGGGGUUUGAAAACACAUACACACACACACACACACUACAUCUAAAUUUUUCUUUUACCAAAAUUUUUGUGUUUACCAGAAUUUGAAAAGCUGAAGAAAAAGAAUUGGAACAAUGCGGGGGGUUGGGGGGGAUGAUUUGGAAUUUAAUUCUAUAAAAAUGAAGUAAUUAUCAACAUCUACUUAAUAUAUGAACAGACCCACAGGUCAAGGAGCCAGUUUCUAAGCUAUUUUGAAAAAAACAAAGCACUGGAGAGACAUACGCAAUGAAUGAUUUUUCUCUUCUCCUGGGUGGGUAAACGCCAGAGAAACCACUGUCUCUCUUCUGUGUUACAUGCUGCAGUUCACACACAAAACCUGUGCGUCGGGCCUGCAUCUGAAUCCUAGCUUUGUCAUGGCUGUGUUUGCUUGGACAUGUUACUUACCCUCAAAGCCUCAGGUACUUCACCUGUAAACCCAAUGACACCUACCUCAUGGAGCUACUGUCAUGACCUAGUGAGUUAAUGUACCGGCUAUGGACUCUGUCAACUCCACAAACAGUAGACAAUGUUGUUAUGCUUAUGGACUGAGUUUCACUACACAUGCAGUCCCCAUUCUUCGUACCUGAUUUGUUUCCCCAAAGUUUGCAUGAAAGUAAAAAGAAUAAGUGUGGUAUCGGGAUGAGGGUGCUUCUGUUUUCUGGUAAGUAAAAUUCACUGUGAAAUCCCCUCUUGGGGAGUAAAUGCGUGGUGUUCUGGUUUGCUUCUUUGCUUUUGGAUGCAAGGGCAGUAAAUGAGUUGGUGGAAUUGUAUUUCUGGAAUUUUCGUAUCACAGUUGGUAAUACAGACAUGUCACUUGAGAUCUCAAUAAAAGGAUUUGGUGUC
This is a messenger RNA of Peromyscus californicus insignis, 9028 nucleotides long. It is a transcript of the gene Robo1, whose product is annotated as roundabout guidance receptor 1. The transcript has 29 exons. Bases 1099 to 5946 code for a protein of 1615 amino acids. NCBI's taxonomy places the organism in Eukaryota, Metazoa, Chordata, Mammalia, Rodentia, Cricetidae. Gene Ontology annotation, cellular component: plasma membrane; axon. Gene Ontology annotation, molecular function: axon guidance receptor activity; protein binding. Gene Ontology annotation, biological process: cell-cell adhesion; Roundabout signaling pathway; axon guidance. The record is from RefSeq and is a predicted model, not a curated record.